UGCGCCUGCCGCUCUCAUACCGCAGCAGGAAAUCCUCACCUGCUCUCCGCUGCAAACGCAGCAUACCAUAUAGCCCGUUUGCUCGCUCACUAACCCUUGCUGACCUUCCUAACUUAAACGCUUUCCAUCGUUUUCCCUUCUCUCUCAAUCUGCCAUCUGAACAACAGUCCUUCGCCUCUCAAAACCUAACCAUCCAGUCCACAAUGGCUGAGGAUCCUCAAUUGCAAGUAACGGACAUGGCGCCCGCCACGGAGCAAGUAGCUGUUGAGGAGGAGCAUCCUGACGCGCCGAUUAUCCGACGUCAAGUGGAAUACUACUUCUCCGACGAGAACCUUCCCUCGGAUCUACACCUCCUCCAAUGCUGCGGCGGCCGCGAGAACCUCCCCGUGUCCAUCAACCGCAUCUGCGGCUUCAAGAAGAUGCGCUCCUUCAAGCCCCGAGACAUGGUCAUCGCCGCCCUUCGCAAGUCCCCAUUCCUCGUCGUCUCCGAAGACGGCAAGACCAUCCGGCGCAAAUUGCCCCUACAGGGACCUUGCGCGCUCGAUCCGGACUUCUACAACGACGAGGAGAUAGCGUAUGACCCGCGUGCGCGGAAGCCAGCUGCGUACCCGGUCCCGCUUCUGCCGCAGAAGAAGAAGGAGUAUCCAGAGGGGAUGACUAAGAAUAUGAUGAAGCCAACGGGGUUCGAGGAGACGUAUGUGGAGGCGCCGCUUACGCCGGCAGAAGCAGCGGAGGAGCAGGCCCUGUAUGAUCCGGACAAGCCAUUCGUUGAGCGCAUCGAGAUCGCCAUUCAGCGUUUCAAGCAGAAGCGGCGCAUGCACGAAAUGUACGCCAACGUCUUCAACAAGUGGAUGCGGUUCGGUGGCGUGGAGUGCUCGCCCAAUAUGUUCGGUGGCCUCUCGAGGCAGGAUAUGAAGGGUAUGGACGCUGAAGAGAUCGCGCGGGCGAUGGCUAUUCACAAUGUCCCAUGGGAUCGAUCUGAUGAGAAGCAUUGGGUAGUCGACUUUGUGGGGGUUGGAGAGGCAUUUCUCUCAUCCUAUUAUCCAGCCCACUACGGCUUUGCGCCGCGGCAGAUCGAGAAUGCCUGCAAGGUGCUUCGAUCCUUCUACAACUACCUCCUCUUCCACUCUGUCUGCGAUGAGUACCGCACAGACCUUGGUAAGGCUCGGGAACUCUGCGACAUCGCCGAAUCCCAACUCCCCAAAACCCAUGCUGCCGGAUUGGCCCUCCCUGGUGCCUUCAAUAGCGCCGCUAGCACCAUCUUCGGGGGGUCGAAAGCGGGCACGUACGCUGGAAACAAUACCUGGGCCAUCCAGUUGAAAGAGGAGGGCGUGGACCUUGGGGAUAUCGGAGUGAUGGACGAGGAGGCAAGAAUCACCUUUAGGACUGGGGUCGCGAUCAUGGGUACGGAUGAGCAGCAGAGCAUGCUUGAUACAAAAGUCGUCAGGGUGUUGAAGGACGAAUCCUUCGGCCUAGAGGUCCUCGCUAUCCACCCCGCAGACGAGCUCACCAAGGAAAUGUACAACAUCCAGAACGGGCAAACGAAGCGCAAGCUCUGUCUCCAGCCACUUGGCAAGCUCGUCUGCCGCUCCUGGCACAUUGCCGACUUCCACGAGUACGAUCUACCCAAGGACAAAUACCCUAACGGUCGCCUGCCCAAAGCAGAAGAGGGCAAGGAGUACGAGUUCUGGGUCGAGGACAGCGUGUUGGCGGAGUGCUUUGUGGGCAUGAAGAUGGAUGCGCGCAUCAUUACGCUUGAAGGGGGCAUUACGAUCUUGGAUGAGGUCAAAGAGACGAUGUGCAGCUUCUACAAGUGGCUCCCGAAUGAGCUGUGGAUGGAGCGGCAUCCGAAGCAAGUGGUGGUCAGGAAGAAAGAGUGGGAGGAAGAUGAGGAGGGGAAGGAGAAGAUUGAGGUGAAUGGGGAGGAUAAGGGCGGGGAGAAGUUUGCGGAUGAUGACUCGGACUUCGAGUAGAUGCGAAUGCCGAUGAUAUGGCUCGCGCAUGAGGAGACAUGCAGAGUCUGAAUGAAUCCUCAACGUGGCACGGGUUGGACCUGCAUCUUGGGGCGCAGGAACAGAAGGACGAUUCUUCAGCACUGCGGUACGGCGUCCCGUUAGGGUAGCGAAUGGCUUCAGACUAGCAUGGACUAUGUAUUAGUAUUAGAAAGCUCG
Messenger RNA from Trematosphaeria pertusa, 2171 nucleotides. RefSeq lists its product as uncharacterized. Bases 204 to 1973 code for a protein of 589 amino acids. The record is from RefSeq and is a predicted model, not a curated record. Gene Ontology annotation, molecular function: mRNA binding. Gene Ontology annotation, biological process: regulatory ncRNA-mediated gene silencing. The transcript is spliced from 3 exons. Gene Ontology annotation, cellular component: ARC complex; nucleus. NCBI's taxonomy places the organism in Eukaryota, Fungi, Ascomycota, Dothideomycetes, Pleosporales, Trematosphaeriaceae.